AUGGCCCCCGCCGCUGGAGCAAAGAAGCAAAAGAAGAAGUGGUCCAAGGGAAAGGUCAAGGACAAGGCCCAACACGCCGUCGUUCUCGAUAAGACCACCUCUGAGAAGCUCUACAAGGAUGUGCAGUCUUACCGUCUCGUCACCAUUGCCACCCUCGUCGACCGAAUGAAGAUCAACGGUUCUCUGGCACGACAGUGCCUUGCCGACCUCGAGGAGAAGGGCAUCAUCAAGCCUGUGGUCACUCACAGCAAGAUGAAGAUCUACACCCGUGCCGUCGGUGGUUCUGACUAA
Fusarium mangiferae is the source of this 291-nucleotide messenger RNA. RefSeq names its product putative ribosomal protein S25.e.c7. Lineage: Eukaryota; Fungi; Ascomycota; Sordariomycetes; Hypocreales; Nectriaceae. Gene Ontology annotation, cellular component: cytosolic small ribosomal subunit. Bases 1 to 291 code for a protein of 96 amino acids. The transcript is spliced from 4 exons. The record is from RefSeq and is a predicted model, not a curated record. Gene Ontology annotation, molecular function: structural constituent of ribosome.